Messenger RNA from Tribolium castaneum (red flour beetle), 2737 nucleotides. It is a transcript of the gene atos, whose product is annotated as atossa. Bases 187 to 2307 code for a protein of 706 amino acids. Lineage: Eukaryota; Metazoa; Arthropoda; Insecta; Coleoptera; Tenebrionidae. The record is from RefSeq and is a predicted model, not a curated record. The transcript is spliced from 8 exons.
CUGACUAGUUUCAGGCGAACCUGCGAGCUGUCAACGUACCACAACAAAGUAGGCUUUGCAAGUGCAUUGUCUGAGAAACUUAGCGAAAAAACGCAAAAUGUGUACAAAAAGACUAAAAAAGUUUUACUACAGUGUGGUUAUUUAGCAUACGUGUAAUUUGUGAAGAGAUUGGAGUGCAACACAAAGAUGCAUAGCGCGAGCUUUGAUAGUGAGAUUAGCGGCAAGGAUGGAGGAGAGGUUUUGGUGGCGAUUGCUGCUUUGGUGACGGAAGGUCGAAUUCCGGGCAAGCUGAGCAGCAAAACGAAGGGCUUCUAUGAAGGGCCGCAUUGUCCCUUAAACAAGACAGCGAGAGAGCAUAGGUGCGACCUAUCCAAUCUAUUAUGCUCAACCUACGAAAAUGUGCGUUUGGAGGUUUUGGAUCUAUGGAAGAAAAACAUUCCUGUUUGUUUGGAAGUGCUUCUGACUUGUCCUUGUAAAAAUAACGUGACUAUAAAAUCACCCGAAACAUACGACGACGAUUUUCUCUUGGAAAAGUGGUAUUUCAGCAUCAACCAUCGAAGAAGUGCCGAACCACUGUUUUUCAAUUUUGUCCAACUGAUGAACGCAAUCCGGUCCCAAUUGUAUUUUUCCCAGCUCACGGCCUGGCUAACAGUCCAGGACGAGAACAGUCCAAUUAAAAUAACCGACAAGAACCUCCGGUACCGUCUGACAUUGCCGGGAGAGACGUUCGAAUCGUCGCAGUUCACACAAUCAGCCGUCAAACACGAAUUCCCGCUCACAGAUAUUGGGAACGGGUUCACAGCCACUGUUUCCUUCUUCAGCCUACCACGGAUGUCAGCUUUGCCCGAAUUCGCGUGCUUGAAGAAAAUCCACGAAGGGAGUAGUCUAGUGGACGACCGCAUGCACACCGUGUGCACCCUCAAGGGCAAACACCGCUGCGAAGACUUCGAAGAAGUUGAGAAUGUGAAGAGUCAAAGGGCGAUUAAAAUCACGAGGUUCAAGAAACCGCACCCGUCCACCUCCAGGCCGAAGCUGACGGUGGACGUGCACAAGGCGAACACCUACCAGGAGAAGAACCUCCUCAACAGCCAUAAAAAUGAUCUCAAGGUGCAAGACAAGGGCCAGCUCCUGCUGGACGCGAUCGAGCGGAGCGCUUUGAAAAGUACAAACGAGCGAAGAUGUGAUGAAAACUGUGUUCAAACCGAACGGAAUGAUUGUGAUACGAGCGAACGUGAUAUUUCUAGUAUUAAGGGUCAAAGCAAAUAUGACAUAGUUGUAGAAACUUGUGAUAGUCCCAAAGCGAGACACAAAACUGAUGUUGCCACAAACAUCGAACAUGCAAUAAAAGGGAUGAGGAAAAAGCUGACACUGGACGAUGAGGUUGGAAAGAGCGAGGCUGAAAUACCGUCAGCGUUCGAACAGGCAAAGUUUCGCAAAGAUCUGGAUAAUGCAGCGUCGAUGGUUUUCCAUUCAAGGACUGGCUUGCCGCUGACUAGCAGUCCAGCGCCUGUCCGGAGAGGAAAGUCGUGCUUUGAUUUCGACUCCAGUAUAAAUUCGGUUUCAGCGAUCAAAAGCGCUUUAUUUCCGACCAGUUUUUCGACGGAUGAGGAUAGUGAGAGUGAUGGUAGUAUUGUGUCGCCUUGCAGUCCCGAAACUAACACCGUUCCGAAACGGGAAUUGUCACCCGUUAAGUACCGAAGGAAAGGGCAUGCAGCUAACUUGUUAGGAAGUUUCGAAGAGUCGGUUUUAAACGGCCGUCUCGAGCCAGUGUCAACCGUCCAUGGCUUCACCGCUGAAUUAGGGGCCAGUGGUUCUUUCGUUCCUAAACAUCUAGUUGUUCCUGUUACUGUAUUUUUUUACACUUUGGGUGAUAACGACAAAGUUUCGUCUCCAUACCUGGGCCACAUUAAUUUAGGCAAAAAGGGCUACAACGUCCCAAAGACAGGCACCGUUCAAGUCACGCUGUUCAACCCUUUAGGGACUGUUGUAAAAAUGUUUGUUAUCAUGUACGAUCUCAGCGACAUGCCGCCCAACUCUCAGACGUUCAUCCGGCAAAGGACGCUCUACAUGCCCACCAAUUACAAGGAGGCGAACGCGGAAUGGGGGCCUAAGUGGCUGCGCUAUCUCGUUCAUUUGAGGUUUAUCAGUUCCAAGUCCGGAAAGAUUUAUCUGCACAGCGACAUACGGAUGAUAAUUUUCCGUAAAAGUGACCUGGACACGGCCACAGCGCACGGCAUUGAUAUGAGCUACGAGCUGCGCAGCUUCACUCACAUGCCAGUCAAUCCUAGGUUUUCCCCCAGGAAGUAACUAGAAGUCAAAUUAGAAGAAGAAUCACCACGAAUUCCCAGAAGCGUAUUCAAUCUACAUUAUCAUAUUUGCUGUUCGUUAUUUAGUUGUUUCGUGCAGAAGUGAUGGAUUUAGAGGUUUCUUUGCGAAUAUUCGUUAGGAAAAUAUAGCUCACAACUGCCAUUGUUGUAAAUAUAUGUAAAUAUUGAUUCUGUUUGGAUUUUUAAGGACAAUACUGGUAAACAUCGGUUCAUUUGACGAAGUCUUAGAAUUAGGCGUUGAUUAUUUUUUAACUACGUGGAAUUGGCAACUUCAAAUUUUUAGAGUAGCACCAGUAUCUACAUCAUAUUGACAACAUAUAAAGUUAUAAUUAUUAUGAGUAUCAGAGAUAUUUAUUAUAAUAGAAUUAUAUUAAUUUUGUAUUAGUAAUGAAAAUAAAUGUGCAAAAAUA